This is a messenger RNA of Pipistrellus nathusii (Nathusius's pipistrelle), 1275 nucleotides long. Lineage: Eukaryota; Metazoa; Chordata; Mammalia; Chiroptera; Vespertilionidae. The record is from the annotation of a GenBank genome assembly.
AUGGCGGGCGGACUGCUUGGCUGGAGCCGGGCGGCUCUCCUCCAGCUUCUUCUCGGCGUGAACCUGAUGGUGAUGCCCGCCAUCCAGGCCCGGACUCUGCGCUUCGUUACCUUGCUGUACCGACAUGGAGACCGGACACCAGUGAAGACAUUUCCCAAAGACCCCCAUCAGGAAGACGAAUGGCCUCAAGGGUUUGGUCAGCUCACCAAGGAGGGGAUGCUACAGCACUGGGAGCUGGGCCAGGCCCUGCGGCAGCGCUACCGUGGCUUUCUCAACACUUCUUACCACCCUCAAGAGGUUUAUGUGCGAAGCACUGACUUUGACCGUACUCUCAUGAGUGCUGAGGCCAACCUGGCUGGACUUUUCCCUCCCAAUGGGAUGCAGGUUUUCAAUCCAAACAUCUCUUGGCAGCCUAUUCCCGUCCACACUGUGCCCAUUGCUGAGGACAGGCUGCUGAAGUUCCCAUUGGGCCCGUGUCCCCGUUAUGAGCAGCUGCAGAACGAGACCCGGCGGACACCAGAGUAUCAGAAUGAGAGUAUUCAGAAUGCACAAUUUCUGGAUAUGGUGGCCAACGAGACAGGGCUUACGGACUUGACACUGGAGACCAUCUGGAAUGUCUAUGACACACUCUUCUGUGAGAAAACACAUGGGCUGGUCCUGCCGCCCUGGGCCUCACCCCCAACCAUGCAGCGUCUGAGCCGGCUAAAGGACUUCAGCUUCCGCUUCCUCUUCGGGAUCUACGAGCAGGCAGAGAAGGCCCGGCUUCAGGGGGGAGUCCUGCUGGCUCAGAUACGGAAGAACCUGACACUGAUGGCCACGUCCUCCUCCCACCUCCCUAAGCUGCUGGUUUACUCCGCGCAUGAUACCACCCUGGUUGCUCUGCAAAUGGCAUUGUUUGUCUACAAUGGUGAACAAGCCCCCUAUGCCUCCUGCCAUAUAUUUGAACUGUACCAGGAAGACAAUGGGAAUUUCUCAGUGGAGAUGUACUUUCGGAAUGAGAGUAACAAGGCGCCCUGGCCACUGAGCCUGCCUGGCUGCCCUCACCGCUGUCCACUGCAGGACUUCCUGCGUCUCACAGAGCCUGUUGUGCCCAAGGACUGGCAGCAGGAGUGCCAGCUGGCAGCUGGUCCUGCAGACACAGAGGUGAUCGUGGCCUUGGCUGUAUGUGGCUCCAUCCUUUUUCUUCUCAUAGUGCUGCUCCUCACCGUCCUCUUCCGGAUGCAGGCCCAGCCUCCCGGCUACCGCCACGUUGCAGACGUGGAGGAUCAUGCCUGA